AUGUACAGCAGGUCUUCCAAGGGGGCCCGGGCCCGCAGCGCAGCGCAAGAUUUUCCCUUGUCCUCAUCUCAAAUGAGCCCGGAUGCUGCGGGAGGAGUCAUCGCUACAAGGGCCUUGGGUACCGACCAGCCAACAAGCCUCAGCGGAGCCCUUCAAGCCCUGGUCCAGCUUGUCUCCAUGCUUCGCUGGGCAUCCAUCCAUGUGGAUGACACCAGGGUCGCCUGGAGAUUGCACUGGAGCCAGCGCCUAAGCCUGUUUAGCCCUUCUCUGACGCUCAGACGGAGCUCUUUUGUCUCUACUAAGCCAAUCAUUCACAAAGAUGCAGUCAAAGUUGCUGACAGAGCGCGUCCGACAGACACCGCGGAGGGACGGGGUUUACGGCAUCCCGAAUCCAGGCGUAUUACCGUAAUUUCCUUCCAAGCUGGUGCCGAGACUAAUUAG
Fusarium graminearum PH-1 is the source of this 441-nucleotide messenger RNA. RefSeq lists its product as uncharacterized. The coding region runs from base 1 to 441 and encodes 146 amino acids. The transcript is spliced from 2 exons. NCBI's taxonomy places the organism in Eukaryota, Fungi, Ascomycota, Sordariomycetes, Hypocreales, Nectriaceae. The record is from RefSeq and is a predicted model, not a curated record.